CUCCAGAGGGAUCGUAUUUUUAAGAACCUCACUCGGAAACGCCAGCGGGCGAUGCGAAGGCGAGUGCAUCAGGUGAACGGGCACAAAUUCAUGGCUACCUACCUGCGCCAGCCUACGUACUGCUCACACUGCAGGGAGUUCAUCUGGGGCGUGUUUGGGAAGCAGGGAUACCAGUGCCAAGUAUGCACCUGUGUUGUACACAAGCGCUGUCAUCAUCUAAUUGUUACAGCUUGCACGUGCCAGAACAAUACUAGCAAGACGGAUCUCAAGGUGGCUGAGCAGAGGUUUGGGAUCAACAUUCCUCAUAAGUUCAGCGUCCACAACUACAAAGUCCCGACUUUCUGUGACCACUGCGGUUCCUUGCUCUGGGGAAUCAUGCGACAGGGCCUACAGUGUAAAAUCUGUAAAAUGAACGUCCACAUCCGAUGCCAAGCAAACGUUGCACCAAACUGUGGGGUGAACUCAGCAGAGCUUGCUAAAACCUUGGCGUGCAUGGGUCUGCAACCAGGAAGCAUUUCCCCAAAUUCGAAACUGGUUUCAGGAUCUACUUUGAGACAUCAGGGAAAAGGCAGCAUGAAAGAUGGCAACAGUGUCAGCGAAAGCUCAGCGAGCAAACUUGGGAUCAAAGAUUUAACCUUCCUCCGUGUACUGGGAAAGGGCAGUUUUGGAAAGGUGAUGCUUGCCAAGAUGAAAGAGAAUGGGCAGCUCUAUGCAGUGAAGGUGUUGAAAAAGGAUGUCAUUCUCCAAGAUGAUGACGUUGAAUGCACCAUGACUGAGAAACGCAUCCUCUCCUUAGCAAGGAACCACCCGUUCCUCACCAAGCUCUACUGUUGCUUCCAGACUCCUGAUCGCCUGUUCUUUGUGAUGGAGUUCGUAAAUGGCGGGGACUUGAUGUUCCACAUUCAGAAGUCGCGUCGCUUCGAUGAAGAUCGGGCCCGGUUCUAUGCUGCAGAAAUUAUUUCAGCUCUUAUGUUUCUCCAUGAAAGAGGCAUCAUUUAUCGGGACUUGAAGCUGGACAACGUGCUGCUGGACUACGAGGGCCACUGCAAGCUGGCAGACUUCGGAAUGUGCAAAGAGGGCAUUCACGAUGGCAUUACCACAGCCACCUUCUGUGGUACACCAGACUACAUCGCUCCGGAGAUCCUGCAAGAGAUGCUGUAUGGCCCUGACGUAGACUGGUGGGCCAUGGGCGUGCUGCUGUAUGAGAUGCUGUGUGGCCACGCACCCUUUGAGGCAGAGAAUGAGGACGACCUCUUCGAGGCUAUUCUGAACGAUGAAGUUGUCUACCCAACGUGGCUCCAGCAGGAUGCAGUGGCAAUCCUCAAAGCAUUCAUGACGAAGAACCCCAACAUGCGGCUGGGCAGCCUGGGGCUGGGCGGCGAGAGCGCGAUUCUGCAGCACCCCUACUUCAAAGAUCUGGACUGGGACCUGCUAAACCAGCGUCAGAUGGAGCCACCCUUCAGGCCCCGAAUUAAAUCCAAAGAUGACGUGAGCAACUUUGAUCCAGAUUUUAUAAAAGAGGAGCCCAUUCUGACUCCCAUUGAAGAAGGAAUCCUUCCAAUGAUAAACCAAGACGAAUUUAGAAACUUUUCAUUCACGAGCCCAGAACUGCCGCAGUAGCUGUGGCUCUGGGAAAGGGCUGCUGAGAGGAGUGGGGGAAAAUGAAAUGAAAACCAAGUUUACCAGAAAUUUCAUUCACAAUCAAGGAGUAACAGUGCACUGACUUUACGCAACACAGCAGCACCACUGUCAACAUUACCUUAAUGUGAAAUUGAAACCUUCCUGUGUUUGCAGGGUUUAUGCAGAUCCUGGAUCAAAUAUUGACAGGGGUGGAACAAACACGGUAUUGUACAUAGCUGAUGCAGACAGAGAACUGAAUGCUGAGCUGGUUGGCUCUGCCUCAAUGUCACCGCUUGCAGUGGAUUUGAGGAGUCGGCGUGAGCAUGAAAGUGUUUUGCAGCUCUGAGCCAAACAGACUUGUUGCACUUCUGAUUGUUUGCGAGGCUUUUUUGAGGAGUCCCAGCACUGCCCAGCAUUUUGGAGCUGUGACCCAGCAUCCCGUGCCCUGACUGAACCAGAUGUUCCUACUGACUUUACCUGUUUCUGCAGUAUUUAUUUCUUUCUGAAGGACAAAUGGCUCUCUCUGUCACUGUUCGGGUUUCCAUGUGAAAUAUUUCAUUGUGCUGACUAGCAGAAGGAAAAAACCAAAUGCCCUGUGCCCCACACAGACUCUUCCAGAUCCAAGGGAAGCCACGUGCUCAUAGUGUGAUACC
This is a messenger RNA of Mesitornis unicolor (brown roatelo), 2273 nucleotides long. RefSeq names its product protein kinase C, eta (gene PRKCH). The record is from RefSeq and is a predicted model, not a curated record. Gene Ontology annotation, biological process: protein phosphorylation. NCBI's taxonomy places the organism in Eukaryota, Metazoa, Chordata, Aves, Mesitornithiformes, Mesitornithidae. The coding region runs from base 52 to 1620 and encodes 522 amino acids. Gene Ontology annotation, molecular function: diacylglycerol-dependent serine/threonine kinase activity; ATP binding. The transcript has 12 exons.